CGAUGUCUAACCUGCGUAAGAUAAUGACCGUGAACGACUUGAGUCAGGUAGAGACUCAGGAAAUUGGUGACUUGAGAAAGGUGAGAAGACUGAGAAAACUGAUGAAUGAGAGUGAUGAGGGGAAGUUGAAGCCCGGGCAAGAGGGUGAUGCGGCCAGCUCGUUUAGCGAAUCAGCUAACAUGAGCAAACUGGUCCGAGGUUAUGAGUCCCUGGCCAGUCAGUCACAUGGAGCUGUCAGGAGUGGGAUCACCACACAGGCACUACCAGGAACUGACAGGGCUCUGAUCAGCCUCUUACCAAAAGCACCCAGGCUUCACCAUGGAGUAGACACAGGGGAGACCACCGACAACCCUCCUGUCCCUCCACCACAGCCUGCCAGAUGUGGGUACUUCGUGCUGUACAGACUCCACAACGGAGAGUGGUACCGCUUCCUGGCUUCUGAUGAUCACAUCCUGGAGGAGCUGUUUGGUGACGGUGAGGAAUUGCACAGGCUGUAUUUCCACUGUGAGGCAACGGCGAGAGAUGGAACCCUACCAGUCGGCAGAUUGGAUGCUAUUGACGACCUGCCGGUACGUGGACUGACGUCCUCAGAACUGUUGGAUGUCGUGACCACGUCAGUGGAUCCUGAUUUGUGGAUCAAGCCGCUGGAGUUCGAACUGAUCACACUGGAGGGCCUGACCAGUGAGCAGGAGCUUCCCAGUGAAGAUGAGGAGUCUAGUGAUGAGGAGGAGACAGAGGAGAACAGCGACACUCAGCAGCAGGUCUGCCCUGUCAGGAAGCGGGGACGUCUGGCCGCUUUCUUCUCACGCUGCCGCAGGGCUUUCACUUCAUGCUGGCGCCGCUGAAUAUCCAGCAAAGACAUUCUCUAUUUAUGACAUAAAGCUAUUUACAUUUUGUAU
Messenger RNA from Branchiostoma belcheri (Belcher's lancelet), 899 nucleotides. RefSeq lists its product as uncharacterized. The transcript has 5 exons. NCBI's taxonomy places the organism in Eukaryota, Metazoa, Chordata, Leptocardii, Amphioxiformes, Branchiostomatidae. The record is from RefSeq and is a predicted model, not a curated record. Bases 3 to 845 code for a protein of 280 amino acids.